Messenger RNA from Colletotrichum higginsianum IMI 349063, 666 nucleotides. RefSeq names its product Flavoprotein oxygenase. Bases 1 to 666 code for a protein of 221 amino acids. Lineage: Eukaryota; Fungi; Ascomycota; Sordariomycetes; Glomerellales; Glomerellaceae. The transcript is spliced from 3 exons. Gene Ontology annotation, molecular function: FMN binding. The record is from RefSeq and is a predicted model, not a curated record.
AUGUUUUAUCAACCCGGAGCAUGCGUCGUGCCCCGCGCCAUCGGAUGGAUCUCGUCCGUCUCCGCAGAGGGCGAGCACAACCUGGCCCCCUACAGCCAGUUCACCAACGUCAGCUUCGACCCGCCGAUGGUCAUGUUCAGCGCGAACCAGACCUACGACGGCGCCCGCAAGGACACCGUCAACAACAUCGAGCGCACGGGGAGCUUCUGCUGGCAGCUCGCGACGUACGCCCUCCGGGACGCCGUCAACGUCUCGGCGGAGGCCGUCGGCCCGGACGAGGACGAGUUCGUCCGCGCCGGCCUGGAAAAGACGUGGUCCCGGAGCCUGAAGACGCCCGUCCCGAUGGUCGCCGCCUCGCCCGUGCGCUUCGAGUGCGAGUACAUGCAGACGGUGCGGCUGCCGGGCAACCCGCCCAUGGGCGCCGUCGACGUCGUCUUCGCCAGGGUCGUCGGGGUCCACGUCGACGAGAGCGUCCUGACGGAGGGGAGGAUCGACGUCUCCAAGACGAACCCGAUUGCUCGGCUCGGGUAUUUCGAGUACGGCGUCAUCCGCGAGUCGUUCGAGAUGAUUGUUCCGGGAGACAAGCGCAUGCUGAUAGGGCUGGAGGGAAACGCCGGCAAGAAUAGCAACGAGGGUCUCAAGGGGGCUCGGUCAAAGGCGGACUGA